Messenger RNA from Plenodomus lingam JN3, 3156 nucleotides. It is a transcript of the gene BST1, whose product is annotated as GPI inositol deacylase. Gene Ontology annotation, biological process: GPI anchor metabolic process; endoplasmic reticulum to Golgi vesicle-mediated transport. The record is from RefSeq and is a predicted model, not a curated record. Gene Ontology annotation, molecular function: phosphatidylinositol deacylase activity. NCBI's taxonomy places the organism in Eukaryota, Fungi, Ascomycota, Dothideomycetes, Pleosporales, Leptosphaeriaceae. Gene Ontology annotation, cellular component: endoplasmic reticulum.
AUGUCCGACGAGAAGCGCACCCUUGUCAUGGCUUCACCACCGCAAACAACACAUGGGCAGCCUGUCGUGGCGGGCGCGCAAGAGAGCAGUGUACGUCGCUGCAUGCGCAAUCCCUGGACAUGCUCGCCAUAUACCAUCGUCACUACGCUGCUGGGCUUUGCUGCGCUCUUCCUCAUGGCCCAGGCGUUCUUGACGCGGCAAUUGGAUACCAAAGGCUGCGACAUGGCCUACAUGCGACCCAACUACAGACGAUACGACCAAUUCGACACGGAGCACACGCGUUUUGCGACCAAGUACUCGCUGUACCUGUACAAUGAGGGGGGCAUAGACGAGGACUUUAGGGUCAAGGGCGUGCCAGUCAAGAAGGGGCGAAGCAACGCCGGCAGCUACAAGCAAGUGCGCUCUCUCGCCUCCGAGGCAGCAUUCCACUACCAUAAUACCGUCAGGCACGAGACAGAUGCGAGCACAGCGGGCAAAAGACCACUGGAUUUCUUUUCGGUCGACUUCAACGAGGAUAUCACAGCAUUUCAUGGGCAGACAUUGCUAGAUCAAGCCGAAUAUCUUAAUGAUGCCAUCACAUACAUUUUAUCAUUAUAUCACACCCCCGGCCAGACUGCGCGGGAUGCAAACCUCCCAGAUCCUACUUCAGUCAUCAUUAUCGGCCACUCCAUGGGUGGAGUCGUAGCCCGUACCAUGCUCACCAUGCCCAACUACCAGGCCAACUCGAUCAACACCAUCAUCACCCUAGCUGCUCCGCAUGCACGACCUCCCGUCUCCUUCGAUGGCGACAUUGUCCGCACGUACAAGGCUGUCAACGAUUACUGGCGCAAUGCUUACUUGCAGAAACGGGCCAGCGAGAACCCUCUCUCGCAAGUCACCUUGAUCUCCAUUGCAGGUGGAGGGCUAGACACCAUCGUCUCUUCAGACUAUGCCAGUAUUGAGUCUUUGGUUCCCGAGACCAAUGGCUUCACCGUCUUUACAUCCUCAAUGCCAAAUGUCUGGACUGGCAUGGACCAUUUGGCCAUUACCUGGUGUGACCAGAAUCGCAAGAGCGUUGUACGCGCCUUGUACGAUGUCAUCGACGUCUCACGCGCUACGCAGACGGUUGCGCGUGCGGAACGUAUGCGAGGUUUCAAAAAAUGGUUUUUGACUGGAUUGGAAGACGUUGCCGAGAAGACUCUACCCAAAAUCGAAGCCAAGACUUUGAUUACGCUAGAAGAGAACAGUGCGGUUGUUGCCCAAGGUGAGAAGCUUGUACUCCGGAAUUUAGGACGAUCGAAGCAAAGACCGCAUGCCUACCUACUCCCAGUACCACCACAGGAUACCCAGGGAAGGAAGUUCACCUUGCUGUCCAACGAGAAGCUCGAUUCGGCUGGCGAGCAUGGCAUGUUGGAGGUGUUGUUCUGCAGCGUGUUCCCUUCACAACCGGGACAGUCCACCACAUUGUUUUCCAUGAACAUGGACUUCUCGGGUGAUAGCACGGGGGCGACAAGGCUGGCUUGUAAAAACGCGGCGUCGGAUGUCAUCACGCUUCCUGCUUCCACUCGAGAAUCGGUACAACCGUUUGGCCAGAAACAGGCGCCAUUUUCAUACCUUCAGUAUGCGCUCGAGGAUCUUGCAGAACAUCAGUUCGUCGCUGUGGUUGACAAAGCUGGUGAGAGAAGCUCAGGCUGGGUUGUUGCAGAGUUUAGCACGGCUCUGGAGUCACAGGUGAAGAUUGACAUGAGCCUGAAGCGUCUCCUAACGACCGGUCUGACACUACGGCUUCCGGAGCGCCGCCCACUGACGACCGAUAUCCACGUGCCAGCCCUGAACUCUGGUCUUCUAGCCUACCACCUCCAUGUCACCAAGCAAUCUUGCGAUCGAGGAGAGCUCUUUGCGCCUCUGAUACGACAGUACAUCACCAACAUCCACGAAAGCAAGUUCUUUGUUAAUGUCAAGGACGCUGAUAUCAAUCUACAUGGUGUCUCGCCGUACAUGCCCCCUUCGCUGCAUACAAAAGACCCCAACAACGGUCUUUCCUUGCAGAUCUGGUCGGACCCUACCUGCGACAGUACUGUCGAGGUUACGCUGCGAGUGGAUAUCUUGGGCAGUCUGGGCAAACUUUGGAUGCGUUACCGUAUUGUCUUUGCAGCAUUCCCUCUCUUCAUUGUCGCUCUCGUGCUCCGCCAGCAGUUUCGGGCUUACGAUGAGACGGGCGUCUUUAUGAGCUUUGCGCAAGGACUGAACGAGUGCAUCGAGUCCUCACUGCCACUUGCCCUUCUCGCCCUCACCUUUUUAUCAGUCUUCUUGGCUGGUGCGCGGCAGCAGUCAAAAGUAUGGUAUAUUGAGAGUGUUGUCAAUGCAACCGCGCUGGUCAGCGACUCAAAUCAUGAGUUGCUGCUCGGGUCAGAUGAUACAUUUUUCUGGUUCCUUGUUCCUCUCUUUGGACUGAUGUGUACUGGCAUAUGCGUCGCCAUCAACUACAUUGCACUAAUACUAGAGCUCCUUUUCGCAUCCCUCUACUCCUUCAUCAGAUCGUCCACGCUCCGAAAGGAUGAAGCUAGUCGAACCCCGUCAGUCUUCGCCGUCACGUCGAAUCGUCAGAGAAUACUCACCACCUGCGUUCUACUGUCACUUGUAUCGACCGUGAUACCAUAUCACUUUGCCUACGUGGUACUCUGCUUUGUACAGCUCGCAACCUCUGUCCGCGCCUUCCGCCUGGCCAAGGAAUCGCAUCUCGACACCAACUACAACUUUUACAACUACGCACACUCGAUCCUCAUCCUCAUGCUCUGGAUCCUUCCCAUUAACCUCCCCGUGCUUGUCGUCUGGGUCCGGAACCUGGCCGUGCACUGGCUCACGCCCUUUUCGUCGCAUCACAACAUCCUGUCGAUUAUGCCCUUCAUCCUGCUAGUCGAGACCUUGAGCACCGGUCGCAUGGUGCCGCGAAUCCAGCCCGGAUUCUCCCUCUUCACCAAUGUCUUCCUCUUCUCCAUUGGCGCCUAUGCCGCAGUCUACGGCGUCACGUAUGCCUACGUGCUGCACCACCUGGCCAACAUACUCUGCGCCUGGCUCGUGGCCAUACAUUUCCAUCCCUCGGGUCAAUCUCCCGCGCGAACAGAUACCAGCCCACUAGAAACGCAUCCUGCAGAAAAAUCAAAAAAGCGGCCAUGA